CCGCUCAACGUGAGUUGAAAGACAAACGUGUGUCAAUGCCACCGAAGAAGAUGUCCACAGAAAAGUCGGAAGUGGAAUUUGAACGGACAAUUCUAAUCAGGAAAAAGAGGAUGAAAAAGCAGGACAAAGUUAAUGAGAGUAUCGCUAAGACAACCAACUCAGCAUAUAUAAUUGCGGCAUUGUCAAAGGAAACAGCUGCUGAAGGCAAAUCGACUGUUCGUCAGCCAAAGAAGCAUGUUUCAGAUGCGUCAGUAGCCGCUGUCACCCGAGUGGAAGAGCUGAGUGCAUCUAGCGACCAGGUUGUUGCAGAGGUUACAGUAGCCGCUGUCACGCAACUAAGUGAUAAUUCAAACAAAACGGCACCGACACCGGCAACAAUCACGAAGAAACCAUCGAAAUCAAAGGAAAACAUUGAACCGGCAGCGGCCGUGGAAGAGCGGAGUGCAUCAAGCGACCAGGUUGUUGCAGAGGUUACCCAACUAAGUGAUAAUUCAAACAAAACGGCACCGACACCGGCAACAAUCACGAAGAAACCAUCGAAAUCAAAGGAAAACAUUGAACCGGCAGCGGCCGUGGAAGAGCGGAGUGCAUCAAGCGACCAGGUUGUUGCAGAGGUUACCCAACUAAGUGAUAAUUCAAACAAAACGGCACCGACACCGGCAACAAUCACGAAGAAACCAUCGAAAUCAAAGGAAAACAUUCAACCGGCAGCGGCCGUGGAAGAGUGGAGUGCAUCAAGCGACCAGGAUUCAGAUUCAGAUUACGAAGAACGAAAACAUCCAAAUGACAACGAGAGAAUGAAACUCCGGGUGGAGAGGAAAAAUGCAAUUAUAAAAAAAUUGGAAGUUCGAGCAGAAAAAUUGGAAAGAAAAGCCGACGCUUUGUUGGCACGGAAUUUGGUGCUUCAGGACCGAUUCGCUUAUUGCAAAUGUGACAUCACCAAUAUUCCACCAAAUCCAGUACGUUCUACCAAUCAAGCAUACACAUUAAGUAGCGAGCAAGAAAUGCUCCUAGGUAGAUUCAUUAUGCCAGAUGACAUGAACAAAUACAUCACCGAGCUAGCUGGGUUUUUAUUUACCCCAGAAGAACUGAAAACCAUUUCUUCGGCUAAUCUUAACCCAUCUAAGAUUGCAUUCAUAAGCAGUCAUAUCCAAACGCACACUGGCUUCGUGAAGACCGCACCCGAAAUUAAAAUGCUUUUAAACAAGAGACGUUGGAAUUCUAAUCGACGUUCUGAUUCAAGCAGCACCCCUCCGAAGAAGCGGAAACGAAACACGAAAAAUUCAAAUGAUGAAACUGUCCAAGACGAAGAAAUGUACACCGAUGACGUUGACGUCAACCACUUUUUACUUAUGAAAAUGCAAUCGGCCGACGACAACACCGAAGACAAUGCCGAAUCCGGAUAGGUAUUUACGUGAACGACUUUUCCUUCGUUAAUUUAAAUAUGUGAAGAGUUUCAGCUCAA
Bradysia coprophila is the source of this 1465-nucleotide messenger RNA. RefSeq lists its product as uncharacterized. NCBI's taxonomy places the organism in Eukaryota, Metazoa, Arthropoda, Insecta, Diptera, Sciaridae. The record is from RefSeq and is a predicted model, not a curated record.